Molecule: messenger RNA, 657 nt
Organism: Haemonchus placei
Lineage: Eukaryota; Metazoa; Nematoda; Chromadorea; Rhabditida; Trichostrongylidae
Source: the annotation of a GenBank genome assembly
GAGAAGCCUAUGUAUCGGUGGUUCAAUCGGUGGUUAGCGUUGAUAUGUUCGUUACUCUGUGUUCAUAUUAUGCUUGCUGUUAGCUGGAAGCUCACAAACGCAGCAAUUUUAACCUUCCUCAAAUUUUACAUCUAUAUCAAAUGGAAGCAGUCGCAACCGAAAGGAGGGCAAAAGCUGGUUGGAUCGUCAUUUAUUAAUACCCUGAGCGGACUACAAAAUAUGGCACGAGAAACAGAUCUGUGCUAUAAACCUCAGCAACCUGUAAGCAGUCGCACUUAUUUGAUGACGGACAAAGUGGAUAAGCAGAUGACUGAAUGGUUUGCGAAUCGUCACGUUUCCGCUUUUCCAGCUACCGUUGCCAAUGAGAACCAGGUGGAAGGAGCAGCAACACUUCUGCAGACGUCAGGUAUCGGCAAAAUGCGACCAAAUAUUCUGAUGGUGGGCUUCAAGAGUAAAUGGAAUACAGAUGGAGUGGCCAACCUCGAAGCAAUCAUGGGAUACUACGAGAUUAUCUUAAAUGCCUUUGAAAAGAAUGUGGGCGUGGCUAUAUUCCGUAAUUCUCAAAUCGGCUUCGAUCUAACGGAGCACCUGAAACGAAAUGAUUCAACCAACUCCAUUAUCGAUGCAGAUGAAAACGGUAUCAACACAGAUCCUUAG